Molecule: messenger RNA, 882 nt
Organism: Gopherus flavomarginatus (Mexican gopher tortoise)
Lineage: Eukaryota; Metazoa; Chordata; Testudines; Testudinidae
Product: general transcription factor II-I repeat domain-containing protein 2-like
Exons: 2
Coding region: 289-882 (197 amino acids)
Molecular function (GO): protein dimerization activity
Source: RefSeq, a predicted model, not a curated record
GCGACCUCACAGCCCCGCGCUUCUGACCCUCCGGGCGGUCAGAGCACAGUGCGCGCGCGUGCUGGGCUGUGAGGUCGGCCCUCCCUCUCGGCAGGAGGCGAACCCGGCAGCCGCACUUCUGACCAGGUUCACCCCCUGCUGGGGGGCCCCGACCUCGCAGCCCCACGCGCCGCGUUCCGACAGCCCCAGCGCUCAGAAGCGCGGCACGUGUCUCUCUCUCCUGCUCCUCCACACUGUCACUUCCAGAGCUGCUGAGGCGGGAAGCACGAGGCAGAGCCGCACACCUGAAUGAUCUCAACAUUCAACUUCAGGGAAAAAAAUCAACUUAUAUUACAAAUGUGUGCAGCAGUGAAAGCUUUCAAAAUGAAAUUGAAACUUUUCAGAAAUCAGCUGUCAAAAGGUGAAAUGUGUCACUUUCCCACUUGUGCACAGCGUAUCCCUCAGCACAAACACGCUGAGUUAGGAGAAAAAUAUGCAAAGCGCAUGAAUCUUUUGACUGAAGAAUUUGACAGAAGACUUAUUUUGUCUAAAGAUGAUGACAUCCAGUUGAAACUGAUUGAAGAUCCCUUUUCUGUGGAUCCAGAGGAAGUGCCAGGAGAUUUGCAGUUGGAGGUUAAUGAACUUCAGAGUUCGGCAAUUUACCGAAAUAAGCACAGAGAAAGCAGCCUGUGGGACUUCUACAAAAGUCUGGAUGAUGAAAAAUACAAGAAUCUUAUCGAAGUUGCACUGAAAACGUUCAGCAUUUUUGGAAGCACUUACAUAUGUGAACAAACAUUUUCCAUCAUGAACAUGAAUAAAAACAAGCAACGUUCUUCUCUGACUGAUGACCAUUUGGAAGACAUUAUGAAAAUAUCCCACUUCAAAUAUGAUCCCAGAAUAUGA